AUGUUCCUCUUGCCGCUCAGAAGCCGCUUCUGUGCUGACGCCAAACACCUGCAGCCUUCGGGCCCUUAUGCACACUCGAGCCCUUUCGGCAGUCGUGAGUGAAGAGGGUCAUCUCAAAAGCCGUGCAGAGCACCUUUCCUUCGUACCUAUCCCCGCUUGGACAUUCAUUCGCUCGCUCUUCUCAUCCCUUUGGCUACUCGCUCGCCUGCCUUCCAAACACCUCAUCGGUAGCGACAGACAGCACUCCAAGAAGUUUGCAUCCUGCCAUAGGAACGCCCAACCUUUUUUUCGCGUGAGUCGCCGCUUCUGUCUUCUACCUAUCUGCUACUCGAGAACUGUUCCGCGCUUGCUGUCUUGAUGGUUCCUGUGUUGCACUGGGAGUCGAUGCUCGCGUGUUGCAUCGGGGGGUGGCCUAGGCCCAUAGACUGUAGGCGGGAGGAGCUUCCGCUGGCUUGGACUGAGGAGGUCAGGGUGCUGGCCAAGGCUGGAGCAAGGGCUGCUCGCGAUCGCGACAGAAGCUAUAUGCUGGGUGCGAGCAAGACCCAGGUGCGGUGCCUCGCGUGGGCGGAUCAAAUUGUUGACGCCGGUGCUCGGACGCCAAGGGUGCGCACGGCUCGAGAGAAUUCUCUCGAUCACGCUCGCUCCGUCCCUUGCCCUCACCAGUCACGAGUCUGUUUUUCCAAGCGCAUUCAUCCGAAGCUCGGAGGUGCUACGUGGUACUGACAUUCGAUUGCUGGUCUGUCUUUGGCUGCCCCUCUCCGCUCCUCGUUAUCACUUCCGUAUCGCGCCAUGUGCGCCAAAUGAUUCAUCGCGUCUUUCCAACUGCAAUCCGUGUAUAGUCCUAAGGCUCGCCAACAACGGAUCUACGCUCCGGGCCGAAACGAUCCUGGGAGGGCCAGUCUUUUGAGGAGCUGA
This is a messenger RNA of Ceraceosorus bombacis, 915 nucleotides long. The record is from the annotation of a GenBank genome assembly. NCBI's taxonomy places the organism in Eukaryota, Fungi, Basidiomycota, Exobasidiomycetes, Ceraceosorales, Ceraceosoraceae.